AUGAGGUUUAGGUCUGAGAGACAGUCGAAGAUUCUAAGCGCCUCCAACGGGGAGGCGGGGGAGGUACACAAAGCAUCACUGAAGGCAGCCCAGGCCACGUUCAAGAAGCACGCAGACGGCGCUCGUGUGAAUCCGAGGGUCCCCAGUGCACCGGGAAAUUCUAAGGGCUCUAUGGACGGUUUGGUGGACCCUAUAGCCGGGUUGCAGCUUGACGUCUCCGGCAGGCGGUCCAAGCGGGGGCUUGUGGGGCGGUCGCUCCCUCCGGGAGGGAGUGCGAACAACAUAAAUCCACGGCGGAUAUCUUCGGGGGUUUCGUGCGGGGAAUAUGAUUACAAGGUGGCAGCAGCGGCGGCUGCACGUGCAGCGAGGAAUGAGAACGAAAGCAUCUGGCCACCAACAAAUGCACAGCAUGCGAGCCCGCUGCUGGCACUGCCGCCGCUGAAGUUGGCAGGUACACACACGCGCUCCAGCUCCAACAUUUCGAUGUCGACGUUGACAUCUGGCAACGGUUCGCACCUGAGUCUCGAUGAGAUCAUUGCUACGAUCAAGGUGAACGACCCGAACUCACAGAUUAGCCUGAAGCCUCCAACGUCCAGACGAUCCACGCAAACGGGCGCGUACCUGAGUUCCCGUGAGUCACCGCGGGGCGGGGUCGACAACAGUACUGAAAGCCUGCCGGCGGGCGGCAGCCAGUAUUCUCCAGGUCGUUUGCAUAUUCCUCCCAUUGUAAUAAAUCCCGCCCUAUUAGGUAAGGACUCGCAGGCAAUAUUGGCCUGUAGCGAAUCGCAGGCUUCCCCAUCUCACUGCAGCGAAACUACAAGCCCGCCGCCGAAUACAGAUGGGCCAGUGCUGCCUGUGAGGCCGCCUGCAGUGAGCAGUCCAAUCCAGAGCACAUAUAGCUUCCGCUCUUUUUCCAGCAAUAGGAUGCCGCGGCGGAUUCCCCCACCGUGCGAUCCACUAAGCCAGCUGACAAAAAACGAACAAAAGGCGGUCCCACAGGCUGCUCCUCUUCUAGAGUCGAGCGAAUACUCUGGCGGAGAUAGUGAUUACGACGGUAAACAAUAUUCCAAGGCGUGUAUCUCGGAAACGGAUAGCGCGCUAGAGGAUGACGAUGACUUCGGGAGUGGUUAUGAAAACUUCAGUAACGCUGAAGAUUACCUGAGCUCCCAGGAUGACUUCAGGGAGAGGAAUGACAACAAUGACAAUGAUGAUGAUGAUGAACUUGACGAUGACAAUCUCGUAGAAUCCGAGAACGAUGCUACGAUGGAACAAGACUCGCAGUCUGACGAUGACACGGAGUCGGCAAAAGAAUUCACCGUUGCUAACGUUUCGUACUCGACAUUGAACAAAAUCCCUAUGAACAUGACCUACCGAGGAACUCUUCCUGAUCUAAUACCAAACUAUCAACGCAAGCAAUCCAAGUGGAUGAAGCUUUUCAAGCGCCAUGGGCAAACUGGGCUAGGCCCCAGCAAGAAUCACCCGCCAACGUCACAUAUAUAUACGCAGAACGAUAACGCUCUCGUGCAGAGUAAAUUGCAUGUGCGGCUAAAAACCACUAUGCGGGGUAUACUUAAUGACAGUUCCAGCUCAGAGCCCCAUCAACUAAGCGAUGACAGCGAAGACUCUGAAGAGGAUUACGGAAGCGACCGCAACUCCCGUAGUCGAAGUCCAGGAAGAAGAUCCGGCAAAAAGCGCGAGAAGAUACGUCAAAAUCUUCGAUACCGUAAUUCCUUCAACGAAGACAAACCUUGGAAGUCGCACCUUGAUGUUGGGUACGUAACUGAAAGGGAAAGAAAGCGUUACGAGGGAAUGUGGGUCAGCAAUAGAGACACUUAUCUUGACUUGCUCCCAUGGUGGAAUAACGGUAACUACGAUGAGACAAGAGAGGUGCCAGAGGAUGGUCUAAUGUUGAACUUAGUUGUUACAGAUAUCUGGUCUCGAAGCAAUCUACCUCAAGAUACUUUGGCUCAAAUCUACGACAUGGUAGAUACAAGACGCGAUGGCACGUUAGAUAGAAACUCUUUUGUUGUGGGAAUGUGGCUAGUUGAUCAGUCUCUAUAUGGAAGGAAACUACCGAGAGAAUUGGAUCGGAGAGUGUGGGAUAGCGUCGAUAAAUAUGUUAUUAACGUCAACGGCAGUAACAAAAAUCCUAAACAUCACCACCGGACAAGAAAGAAGUUGCUAAAGAAAGAAUUGAAGCUAAUCAAAAAGGAAUCAAAAUCCCACAACGUAUGA
Eremothecium gossypii ATCC 10895 is the source of this 2235-nucleotide messenger RNA. It is a transcript of the gene TAX4, whose product is annotated as Tax4p. The record is from RefSeq and is marked provisional. The coding region runs from base 1 to 2235 and encodes 744 amino acids. NCBI's taxonomy places the organism in Eukaryota, Fungi, Ascomycota, Saccharomycetes, Saccharomycetales, Saccharomycetaceae. Gene Ontology annotation, molecular function: protein binding. The transcript has a single exon.